AUGAAUGGGAAGGCUGUGAGGUACAAGAAGAAUGAUAAGUCAAGGGUGAAGUUUGGUUUCAAGCAAGAAGAAUGUGGCUUCAUUGCAUACUGUGCCAAUGUAAAAGGGACUUCAACAUACAAGAUUAAGACACUUGAUCCUAAACACACAUGUGGAAGAACAUUCAACAAUAGGGCAGCAACAGCUAAGUGGAUUGCAAAGGUUAUUGAGGACAGAAUGAUGAAUUCUAGUACAGUACUCCAAGUGAAGGAGAUAAUUCAUGAGAUGAGGACAAGAUACAGUGUAGGUGUCAGUUGGGGGACUGCUUGGAAUGCGAGAAAAAUUGCUAAGGAUGAUGUUGAGGGAGAUGCCCUAAAGCAGUAUACCAUGAUAACAUCUUAUGCAGGUGAGCUCAAGAGGGUGAAUCAUCAAAACAAAGCAGCUAUCAUUCUGAGAUAUAAUCCCACCACACUUCAGCCCAGAUUUGGUUGUUUUUAUAUGUGUUUGGAGGGAUGCAAAUCUGCUUUUAAAUUGACAUGCAUACCAUUUAUUGGAAUUGAUGGAUGUCACCUCAAAACUAAAUAUGGUGGCAUCCUUCUCAUUGCUGUGGGAAGGGACCCAAAUGAUCAGUACUUCCCACUUGCAUUUGCAGUGGGGUUGAUGCAAGUGUUCGAGGAAGACUUUCCUGGUGUAGAGCACCGCUUUUGUGUGAGGCACUUGUACGCCAAUUUCAAGGAGAAGUUUGGUGGAGGAACUGAGAUAAGAGACCUUCUCAUGUGGGCAUCCAAAGCAACAUACAAGGAGCUGUGGGAGGAGAAAAUGCAACAAAUAAAAGCAAUAAAUGAAUAUGCUUACAAGUAG
Messenger RNA from Lotus japonicus, 840 nucleotides. RefSeq lists its product as uncharacterized. NCBI's taxonomy places the organism in Eukaryota, Viridiplantae, Streptophyta, Magnoliopsida, Fabales, Fabaceae. The transcript has 2 exons. Bases 1 to 840 code for a protein of 279 amino acids. The record is from RefSeq and is a predicted model, not a curated record.